Molecule: messenger RNA, 1347 nt
Organism: Aureobasidium namibiae CBS 147.97
Lineage: Eukaryota; Fungi; Ascomycota; Dothideomycetes; Dothideales; Saccotheciaceae
Exons: 3
Coding region: 1-1347 (448 amino acids)
Source: RefSeq, a predicted model, not a curated record
AUGAAGAGUCCAAUGUGGCCUUGCGAUUAUGACAAAUGCGAGAGGCCGGCUGUACGCAUCCUAGGCGACUGUGUGUUAUGCAGCAAACACCUUUGCUCUGAACAUCUACAGAGAUCCUAUCAUCGUUGCGCUACUCCUGAGGAUGGAGAUCUUUUCUAUCAGGAGAUCGCGAAGGCAGAAGAUCACGAAAUCGCGCAGCUGGUGAAUCGAAUUGACCUGGAGCGGCUCAGCCUGAGAGCGAGUUCUCUACGUGAUGAUGUCUCUUGUCGCAUCGAGGUUCCCACAGAUGAAAAAAACGAAAGGAGCUAUCUGAUGGGUGGGAUGAACCUUCACCUCCGCAUCGUGUUCGAAGACGGAAUCAUCUGGUUAGCGCGCGUUCGUCGCUCCAAUGCGACAUCGCCACCGCCGCACUUACAAGACUACAUCAUCAGGAGUGAGAUUGCAACAUUACGUUCCCUCGAAACAACUAGCAUACCUACCCCAAAAGUUUGGGAUUAUGAUAUAGGAGGAGAAAAUCCUGUUGGAGUCGGUCACAUCCUCAUGGAUUGCAUGCCUGGAAAGCCCCUUGACUGGUCAUCGACAUCAAAAGAGGGAAGGGGAAAGGUCAUUGCACAGCUCGCAGAUAUCUAUGUUGAGCUACAGAGAUUCCAAUUCGGACAGAUGGGCUCCAUGAAUCGGGUCGGCGAGAAUGCUGUGGGCCCCUUUGCUCGAGAAUGUUUGACUGAUUCCGCGGGACCGACAAUGCAGCCUCUCGGUCCCUUCGCAGAUUUGCGAGAAUAUUAUCGAGGCUCCACUAAUCUACUUUUGGAUCUUAUCCAUCGCGGAGAAUUGAUCUACAAGUUCCUCAACGAGCAAUUGGCGAAUGUUUACCCCGAUGAGGGAAAUCCCCCCACAGGAUUCUACCUCACUCAUGCUGACGACAAGGGAAGCCAUAUUCUCGUUGAUGCAAAAUCGAAUAUCACUGCAAUCAUCGAUCGGGAGUGGGUUUUCGUAGCACCUGAACCACUAGCCUUCAACUCUCCGAUGCUACUGCUUCCAACCUCGGACUUUUUCAAUGGUGAGAGCAGAAUUGGCAAGGAGGAGCAGCUGUUUGCCGAGUGUUUGGAAGAGAGAGGAGCCAAGGACUUGGCAAAGAUCGUGCGAAAUGGCAGACUGCAUCAUCAACUCGCCUUUCUCUGUACUCUUGAUCUGUGCCUUAGCUUUGAAGAUCUGCUAGGCCUGUUCAAAGGGUUUCGGAGCAGUAUGGGGGUCGACCACCAAUACAGCUGGCAGGAAUGGAGGCAGCUAUCUUUAAAGCGGUUUGGUCAGGACGAUAAGUUGAAAGACAUUCUGGCGAGGUCUGGAUGA